This is a messenger RNA of Arthroderma uncinatum, 1359 nucleotides long. RefSeq lists its product as uncharacterized. Bases 1 to 1359 code for a protein of 452 amino acids. Lineage: Eukaryota; Fungi; Ascomycota; Eurotiomycetes; Onygenales; Arthrodermataceae. Gene Ontology annotation, molecular function: oxidoreductase activity. The record is from RefSeq and is a predicted model, not a curated record. Gene Ontology annotation, cellular component: cytoplasm. The transcript has 2 exons.
AUGGGCGGCGGUGAAAGUCUCCCUGGGUUCCCCCACCCAAAUCCCACGGUAUCCUACUGGCAAGUGCCUCCGCACAAUAUCGCAAACCACCGAACAACAUCAGCCCUGCCAACGUCCAAUAAAUUCGACUAUAUUAUCGUGGGCUCAGGUAUCUCCGGCGCGGCCAUAGCACACAAACUCCUAACACGCAAUGCUGGCCUCUCGAUUCUUAUGCUCGAGGCCCGCACAUCGGCCUCGGGCGCUUCGGGCCGUAACGGAGGCCACUGUCGGGCUGGGUUUUGGCUUAACUAUAGCCGUUAUGUCCAGGCCCUAGGCGAAGACGAGGCGCUCAAGUUCGAGAGGUUCGAGGAGGCCAAUGUCCAGGACAUUGCGGAUUUUGUGCGCGACCACCAUGUUGAUUGCGAGUUUGCCAAUGUUGAAACAGCGGAUGUCUAUGUCACUCAGGAGAAGUGGGCAGCUGUGUUGGAUCUCCUUGAGGCCCGAGAUGAGGUUAAACGGCGGAAGCCCGAUCUUGCGCCCUCGAUUCGUCGUAGAGUCUUGCAUGGACAAGAGGCCAGGAAACAUAUGGGAAUGCCUGCCAUUGUUGGAGCCAUUACUUGGCCCGCCCAUACCCAGAACCCGUAUCGUCUGGUAUGCCGGAUGCUGGAGCUCAGCUUGGAGAAGGGUCUCAAUCUGCAAACCACAACGACAGCACUUGACAUUACUGCGCACGCACAAGGGGACGGUUGGCUCGUCAACACGGACAGGGGCACCGUCCAUGCAAACCGAGUCGUCCUUGCCACCAAUGGCUACACGAAUCCCCUACACCGUGGCCUGGCUGCUACGGGCUUCCUGACACCCGCAAGGAGCCAGAUUACUGCCUUGAGGCCUGGAAACAAUGUGCUAGAUGACCCAGAAGCACUAUUGCGCGGUAGUGCAGGGCUUAAUGACGCCGGCAGCGGUGACUACCUCAUGUACCAUGCUCAAGACCACCUUCUCAUCUACGGUGGCGGCAGAAGUCACUCCAAGACUGGUGAUCGUGACACCACGAAUGAUGCCAUAGUAAAUCCGGACAUUGCCAACUAUCUCCACCGUGCGCCUUCCCAGUUCUUUAGUCCCGAGGCGUGGGGUGACGACGGUCGUGUUGUCAGAGACUGGUCGGGUAUCACCUGCUACACACCCGACACGUUCCCUCUUGUCGGUGAAUCCCCGGGCCAGAAUGGAUUGUGGAUGUCUGUGGGUAUGAAUGGACAUGGCAUGGCUAUGGCCUUUCGUUGUGCCGAGGCUUUAGUAGAGAUGAUGACGACUGGGAAAGAACCGGAAUGGUUUCCAAAGUCAUUUAGGCUGCAGCGCGCAUGGGAGGAGCGGAGCCGUUGUUGA